Molecule: messenger RNA, 1722 nt
Organism: Ictalurus furcatus (blue catfish)
Lineage: Eukaryota; Metazoa; Chordata; Actinopteri; Siluriformes; Ictaluridae
Gene: gja3
Product: gap junction protein, alpha 3
Exons: 2
Coding region: 375-1679 (434 amino acids)
Biological process (GO): cell communication
Cellular component (GO): connexin complex
Source: RefSeq, a predicted model, not a curated record
AAAAGAAAAAAAAAAACCAGUGUGUGCAAGAAUGAACUGACCGACUCAUUUCAAAUCAGUUUGCAACUGCUUGAACAGAACCACAUUUUAUGCAGAGAUGUGAAAUGCUAUGUGAAUUAGUGUGGAAUGAUUAUGUAAGUCCAAUUUGCUGAAAUUAUUCAAAGUAUUUUAGUUAUAUUAGUAUAAUCAGAUCCGUUUAAAUGGGCAGCUGUUGCUCGGUAGAUCCUGUUCAUAGUUCAUGUUCAUGUUUGUUUAUCUGUGUAUAUUUUAACACAAGACCAUCUCGCUUUCUCCCCUUUCCUCACCCUUUUCCUCUCUUCUUGGGCGUGUUCCCUCCAGACUGUACUUUCUCUUCAGGUUAGAAAUCGUGAAGCAUGGGUGACUGGAGCUUUCUUGGGCGACUGUUGGAGAAUGCACAAGAACACUCGACCGUGAUUGGCAAAGUCUGGCUGACUGUCCUCUUCAUCUUUAGGAUCCUGGUGUUGGGAGCAGCGGCAGAGGAAGUCUGGGGCGAUGAACAGUCGGACUUCACCUGUAACACGCAGCAGCCUGGUUGUGAAAACGUUUGUUACGAUGAGGCCUUUCCCAUUUCGCACAUCCGUUACUGGGUGCUGCAGAUCAUCUUCGUGUCCACUCCAACACUCAUUUACCUGGGUCACAUACUACACAUCAUCCGUAUGGAGGAUAAGCGUAAAGAGAAAGAGGAGGAGCUGCGAAAAGCACAGGGACACCAGGAGGAGAAAGAACUCCUGUAUAGGAAUGGGGAGGGUGGCAGAGGAGGUGGGAAAAAGGAGAAACCGUCAAUCAGAGAUGAGCACGGCAAAAUCCGCAUCAGGGGUGCCCUGUUACGUACGUACGUGUUCAAUAUCAUUUUCAAGACUCUGUUUGAGGUGGGUUUCAUUUUAGGUCAGCAUUUUCUCUAUGGUUUCCAGCUCAGGCCACUUUAUAAGUGUGCACGGUGGCCCUGCCCCAACACUGUGGACUGCUUCCUGUCCAGACCCACAGAGAAGACCAUCUUCAUCGUGUUCAUGCUUGUGGUGGCUUGUGUGUCACUUCUGCUGAAUUUAUUAGAGAUUUACCACCUUGGAUGGAAAAAAAUCAAACAGGGUGUUACCAGCGGAUACAUCCUUGAGCAAGAGUUGCUGGCCCAUACUGACCCGGUGGAGACAGGAGCCAUUCCUGCUGCCUCCAGAACUGACCCUGCAACCCUUAGCUAUCCUCCCAAAUACACCAAGUUGGCAGCAGGUAGCGCAUCAUUCUUGCAGACUGGGUCAGUUCCUGUAACAACAGAGUUCAAGAUUGAUCCUCUGCACGAGGAGCCAAACUCUUUCUACAUCAGUAGCAACAAUCACAGGCUGGCUGCUGAGCAGAACUGGGCCAAUCUGGCCACUGAACAGCAAACUCUGGAAAAGAAGGCCAUCGCUCCCUCUACUUCCUCCUCCUCCUCUGCCUCUUCCUGUGAUAACGAGCAGCGCCUCAGAGACGCUGCUCCCACUACCAGCAUUCCCAGCUCAAGUGGUGGCAUUUUGAGUAGUGGGAAGUGGGAGCCAGAGGAGAGUCACGUCACCACUACGGUGGAGAUGCACGAGCCACCUAGCGCGUUUACUGACCUCCGAUGCAUGAGCAGAGCAAGCAAGACAAGCAGUGUAAGAGCAAGGCACAAUGAUCUGGCUGUCUAGUAACCUUCAUUGCACAGCUCCAAUUUUAAUAUCUACACAUUAG